This is a messenger RNA of Rotaria sp. Silwood1, 639 nucleotides long. Lineage: Eukaryota; Metazoa; Rotifera; Eurotatoria; Philodinida; Philodinidae. The record is from the annotation of a GenBank genome assembly.
AUGGCUUCAGAAUCUACUAUAGAUAUUGUUCCAUUAUUGCCUGAACAUCGUCAACCAGUUAUGGAUCUUCUCAUGCGUUCAUUUUUUAUACAAGAACCACUCAAUAAUAUGCUCAAAUUUGAUAUUCCUCAUGAACCAUUACCAUGGGCUAAUCAUGCCUUUGAUAAUGCACUUCAUGAUCAGUGUUCAUUUGUUGCUAUUGAUACCACAACUCCUCAAAAAGAUUUUGUUGGCGUUAUACUCAAUGGUAUUUCAAAUAAGGCGGAAGAAGACUCAUUUGUUAUUGAGUCUGAGAAAUUAAAAUUUAUUUUUUCAUUAAUUGAUCAAGUAAUGGAUGGUUAUGAUCUAUUUGAAUUAUAUAAAACUGAUCGUCUUUUUCAUUGUGAUGUUAUUAAUAUUGAUGAAAAACAACGUGGUCAUAAUUUAAGUGUUCGCCUAAUAACUAAAUCACUUGAUAAAGCUCGACAAUUAGAUAUUAAAGGUGCAUAUGUUGUUUGUUCAAGUUUAUUUUCACGAAAAGCUUUUAUGCGUCAUGGUUUUCAAGUUAUUAAUGAACUUUUAUAUUCUAAACAUGAAGAUAAACGUUUACUAAAUAUGGGUAUACAUGAUCGAUGUACUUUAUUAGGAAAACAGUUGUGA